AUGCCGGGCAUAAUCCAUGCACUAGAACCUGAGGUUCGAAGUAUGCUCAGAUCUCACAUUGCGAUGAUGUCUAUUACAUGUGCUAUAAAAGAAUUACUGCAGAACAGUGUAGACGCUGGCGCGACGAAAGUUGUGAUUUCGUUAAAUUUGUUCACUUGGAGCAUGUCAGUAGUGGAUAAUGGAUGUGGAAUAGCAAAACCAGACUUCCCAUAUAUAGGGUGCUUAAAUCACACCUCAAAAAUUACCAAGCUGGAAGACUUGGAAACUAUUUUCACAUAUGGGUUCAGAGGAGAGGCACUCUACAACAUACAAAAAGUCUCUAAGGUGCAAAUCAUAUCUAAAACCGCGAGCGCUGCCGAAUGCUGGUCAAGACUUGAAAAUGGUAGAAUUGAACUCACUGAUUCGAACAUGGUUCUCAAAGACCCAGGCACAAAGGUCAUUGUAAGAGACUUUUUCUACAACUUGCCCGUGAGGCGAAAAAUUCACAGAAAUAGGCAGGUAUCUGCUAUAUAUCAUGAUUUGAGGAACGCCGUAUUCGAAGUUUUAAUUAUGUUUCCGAAUUUGGAUAUAAAAGUCACCACAGCUGGCCAAAAGAACGUAUUCUCCACCUUCUUGCACUCUGUUCCCAAAGACUCAAGUAUUUGCAGAACUGAAAGAUUAGUUCAUCGUUUUAAUGAUGUAUUUGGAACAAAAAUCCAGACAGUUGACGUUACAAACGCUUCUGCCAACUACAAAGAAUACAGCGUUGAAGGAAUUAUAUCAACACUUUAUCUGCCCACAAAAGACUACCAGUUCAUUUUCAUUAAUGGUAGGCGCCUAAUUGAUCCAGAACUUCUUAGAUCAAUUGAUGCUGCUCUCACUGUUGCAAAAUUUAAUUGCAUGCAAAAUUUUACGAGUCGUCACUCUUUCUCGGAUGUAACAAGGCUUUGCGAAGGCAAUCCCGUUAUUAUAUUAAAUGCAAAAUGCCCCAGUGCUGUGACAGAUCUGUUACAAAGCUCUUCAAAAGAAGUCUUUUGCUCGGCCCAGGCCAAAAUUUUGAGCUCUCUCAUUCAUAAAAUUCUAAUUUGCUAUUUUGCAGCAGAAGAUAAAAAUCCCAUACAACCUGGGAAAGGUUUGUCGACCCAGAAUAAUUCGAUGAAUAGUAUCAUAUCAGAGACAUACCAAAUUCCUUCAAAGCACAGCUUUUCUGAGAGCUUGAUGCCUCAAAAACGCAUAAGAAGAUGCUUGAAUGGACUAAUAUCCCCAAAAUUGAAAAUCACAUUGAACUCAGCACUCCCUGUUAAGAAAAGUAAAGUCGAUAUACUAAACAGAGUUGGAAAAGCAAAAAGGAAUCUGCUGAAAACUAACUACGCGUCACUUGAGUUAAUUUCCAAGAUGCAACCCAGUACAUUAACGGAAAAGAAUAUCGUUCGGUUCAAUCCCUCUACCUUGAAAAUCGAAAGAGCACAGCUUUUCAAAGGUCGGGUUAUUAAUCAGAUCGAUAAGAAGUUUAUCCUGCUAAGAACUACAGAGACCCUUAUGGAAAAAAACUUUGUUUUAUUAUUAAUUGAUCAGCACGCUGCAGAUGAAAGAAUUAAAUUAGAAGAGAUGCUCAUAGAGUAUAUUUUCCAUUCUGUUGGAACCACCUCAACAUGCGGCAUCUCUUUCGAUAUCACCUUUGAGGUGGCCGAUUCAGACGGACAACUUUUUGAUAAGUAUAUGGGGCAAUUCCAAAUAUGGGGAAUAAGCUUAACUGUGAAAUAUAUUGGCAAGAAUAUGGCUACCAUUCAUGUAAAAUCUUUACCAAAGGAACUUGAGGAAAGGGCAAAAAGUCAGGAAGGUUUCGUCAAGCGGACGUUGUUGCAGCACCUGUAUGAACUUAUGACGUUGAAAAAGUCGCCUGUUGAGCAUCCGAAUCAUCAAGGAGAGAAUUUAGAAAGAGGGUCUUUCAAGUGGUGGAGAUACCUUAACUCAGUUCCAACGGCGUUACUGGAUACUUUGAAAUCUCGUGCUUGCCGCUCGGCAAUAAUGUUCGGUGACGAUUUAACACACGAUGAAUGUGUUUUAUUGGUAGCUUCACUAGCAAAAUGCCACAAGCCUUUUGAAUGUGCACAUGGUAGACCGUCAAUUAUUCCCCUCGCCGAAAUGAAAAAUGAUUGGAGUCCAUCUACUUCAUUAGAUUAUAGUGCUUACAAAGACUACAAUUUGGAUUCUUGA
Lachancea fermentati is the source of this 2196-nucleotide messenger RNA. NCBI's taxonomy places the organism in Eukaryota, Fungi, Ascomycota, Saccharomycetes, Saccharomycetales, Saccharomycetaceae. The record is from the annotation of a GenBank genome assembly.